AUGGAACCAUUAAAGGCAUACAAUUAUCAACAUAUUUUUAAUAAAGUAUUGAAUAAAAGAUUGAAAUAUGUAUUGAAUGUAAACCUAAUAUGGUCUGUUACACUAAAUGUUGUUUACAAUCUUAUGCCAUUUACUAGUGGAUCAUCUUCGUAUGGCUCCAGUUUUUUGAGUUUUCUAUGUGUUAAAUUGCCAGUGUUUUUUAUUGCAUUAACCAUUAUUCGUCAAUUGCGUAAAAAGACUUUGACUGUUGAUUAUUCGAAUCACAAGACAUUGGGGUCACAGAUUUAUUAUUCCAUUAUUUCAUCUAAUUUUUUGAUUAAUUGGUUUGGGUAUUAUUUGUCAAUUUUUUUAAUAUAUUCUGUUUUGUUGAUUUUUAAUUUCGAUUUCACAUUGGACUACUAUUUAUUAUCAAAAGAAUAUAGAAGAUAUCCGUUGAUUAAUGAUGAAUGGGUAUAUUUCUGGUAUCAGGUUGCAUUUAUUUCAUUCUUGUACACUUGUAAUCAAUUGAUUUUCCAAAGACAAAGAUUGAAUUUCCAAUUUGGUGUUAAGAGAAACAAUCCAGAAAAUUAUUUAUUCAAACACCUCCCUAUUUUACUUGGUAAUUCAUUUGGCUUGAAUUUAUUUAUCAUUAUUUUAUCACCAUUGACUUAUUGGAUAUUGAAAUAUUAUAUUUAUAAAAGUUUCACAUUGAUCACUUUGAUCUUAGGUUUGGAUACUGCAAUCCCUCCAUUCAAUACAUCUUUAAGUACUUUCAUAAAACUCGGGUAUUCAUCAUUUUUCUUAAUUUUGAGUUGGGAAGUGGCCAAUCACGCUUUUAAUGUUUAUGCAACAAUUGGAUGUCUUGAUGGAAAGAAACCAAUUUCGACUUACAGUGCUGAUCCAAUCCAGUGUUUAUUAUCAGGUUUGAGAGACGUUGAUCCAAAAUUCCAAUUGAGUAGAUUGACUGCUUUCCAAGAGUUGGCUUAUUUGGCCACCAGUUCAGAUAAAGAAGCAGUCAAGUUAAGAAUACAAUUAUUCAGUGCUAGAUCCAAGAAAACCCAUGUUUGGCCGGCUAUUUUUGAAGAAUGUUCAUUGAUAAUUCAAGAAACUACUGAUCGUAUAAAUUAUAGAAGUUCAAACGAUUUAGCUGCUUUAAAAGCUGUUCAACUUGGAAUUAAGAAUGAUAUUAAUGUUGGAUUUAAAAAGGAUAAUGAUAUUUUUGGAAAUUCUUUUAUUUCUUCUCCAAGUAAAUCACCUGAAGUUAUGAAGAAAUUCCAACCUGAAUCAAAAGAAACACCAAAGAGUCCAAAUAAAUGGAUUGAAGUGAUUAAUCAACAAGUAAUCGUUCCAGCAAAAUCUUUAAUUGCCUCAUUCAGUACUCAGUAUUUCAAACCACAUGGAAUUAAAUUCGAUUAUUCCAAAUAUAUGAAAACAUAUUAUGAAUAUAGAAACAAGUUUUUAGAAACUUCAUUUGGUAUAUUUUUCAGAACAACAUUAAAAAGAGAUGGUGAAUCAAGAGUUAUCAAUCCAGUUAAUUUUGGAAAUGCAAUUAUUUCAAUUUCAAACCUCGUACAAUUUUCAACUGAAGAAGGUAUAAAUGAUGAUGUUUGUAAACUUUUGAAUUUGUUAGAACAUCCAAUUAGAGCAUCAACAAAUUAUAUUGAUUAUUUACCUGCUUCAAUUUAUUUAACUUCUUAUCAAAAGGAAAAUUCAAAUUAUAAAAGAAAUUUAUUAAUUGGAAUUUUACAUGAUUUGGCAAUUCAUGAAUUUUAUCAAAUUUGUAUUAAAUUCAAUGGUAAAUUGAAUGAUUUAAUCUUGACUCCAAGGACAUAUAAAUUGGCUAAAUGGGUUAUUGAUAAAGAAAUUGCCAUUCAACAAGAAAAACAACAACAACAACAACAACAACAACAACAACAACGUCGAAAAGCAUUGUAA
Messenger RNA from Candida tropicalis MYA-3404, 1914 nucleotides. RefSeq lists its product as uncharacterized. Gene Ontology annotation, biological process: spindle pole body localization; nuclear pore organization. The record is from RefSeq and is a predicted model, not a curated record. Gene Ontology annotation, molecular function: spindle pole body-nuclear membrane anchor activity. Lineage: Eukaryota; Fungi; Ascomycota; Pichiomycetes; Serinales; Debaryomycetaceae. The coding region runs from base 1 to 1914 and encodes 637 amino acids. The transcript has a single exon. Gene Ontology annotation, cellular component: nuclear pore transmembrane ring; spindle pole body.